AUGGUGAAUCUGAACUGUGUCAUACUUGGGGAUGGAGAGCCUUUUCCAGUGAGAGUAGAUGGAGGAAACACACUGUAUGCGUUGAAAGUGGCGAUCACGAGGAAGAAGACCGACACGGUCCUUUGUGAGGCCUACAAGAUGAAGCUUUUCCUGGGGAAGCAGGACGACGGAAAAUGGCUGGACGCAGCUGGCGCAGCAACUCUGAUGCUCCACCGCAAUGGCUCCCCACGAGGCUUCAAGCAAAUGGAUAACCAAUUGCUGACGAUCAAUGAUACUAGCUACUUUGGGGCGGGCUUUGAGCCGGAGGAAGGAGACGUUCACGUGUUGGUGGUGCUUCCA
This is a messenger RNA of Phytophthora sojae, 339 nucleotides long. RefSeq lists its product as hypothetical. The annotation marks the transcript as partial. NCBI's taxonomy places the organism in Eukaryota, Oomycota, Peronosporomycetes, Peronosporales, Peronosporaceae. The transcript has a single exon. The record is from RefSeq and is a predicted model, not a curated record.